CGUGAUUGGUUCUAAAUAAAAGCGGUUGAUAGUUGCGGGCCGAUGAAAUCAGAAAUGAUUUGGAUCACGUUUUGUGAAUAAAAUCUGUCAAAAAAUGAUACGUAUAGUUACUAGUAAAAUAAUAUGUUAAAAUACGAAAGCAAAUAUAAUAUUAUUAAUCAUCGAUCAUGUUGUCAAAGCUGCUCCGACAAUUGCUGUACUUUCUCGUACAUUUGGUAGUGCAGAUACUUGUUGCUGUUCAGAAUGUAUCUCGCCGAUUAUGUGUUAAAAAUUGUAAAAUUUCCAAGGAACAGGUGACAAAAAGGGAUGUUUUAAUGUUAUUGGAAAAUGUGCCAAAAAUGAAAAACAGAUUAAAACAUUUAGUAGUGUUGGCAGAUAGCAAUGUUCACACCAUCAGUGAGUUAGCUCAGCUGGUCAUUUGGAACCUAGUGGCUGGAGUACCCUUUGUAAGCUUCUAUGAUGUAACAGGCUCCUUGAAGAAACUAGAGGAAGAGCUAUUUUAUGAAAUAGAGAGAAACAAGAAAGGCAUUCCAGGCUGCAUCAAAUGGUCUAAUAAACCAGAUUUAAAUGGUUAUACCAAUGGUUUACAAGCAAAUACUGUUUUCGUAAAUAUAUUUUCAUACAGUGAUGGAAAACCUAGAAUAGCUAAGUGCAUUAAACUUAUCGCCAAAGGGGACUUACAAUGUGAUAGAAAGUCUAAAGAGUUUACCGCACAAGAGUUUGGUGAAGCUAUUAUGAAAUUAAAUCCUGCUAUCCCAGAUCCAGAUUUGGUCAUAUAUACAGGACCAUUGUGUUGUACCUUCGGUCUUUUGCCAUGGCAAAUUAGACUGACUGAAUUUAUUCAGGUUGAUGUACAUCAUAAUAUUAAUAUAAACUGUUAUCUAGGUGCUCUUUAUAAAUAUAAUAAAUGUGAUCAGAGGUUUGGUAAAUAAUUAUUCUUAAUAUUAGGCUAAGUCAUAGAAAAAAUUAAAUUGUGAUCAUCUGUUAGAUUCAUGAGAUGUAAAAUUUUAUUAAGAAAAUGAGCUUCUGAUUUUCAAAUAUUGGUGUUACUUCAAUAAUGUUGUAUACAUAUAAACUUAAUGUUCUUUCUUUAGUUUAUAUAUUAUUUAAAUAUUUGCAGUUCAACCACUCAUGUUUAUAAUCUAUUUAUUGAAUAAUCUAAGAAUACUUGUAGAUAUAUUUUUAAAAAUG
Nymphalis io (European peacock) is the source of this 1191-nucleotide messenger RNA. It is a transcript of the gene Tango14, whose product is annotated as dehydrodolichyl diphosphate synthase complex subunit Nus1. The record is from RefSeq and is a predicted model, not a curated record. Gene Ontology annotation, molecular function: ditrans,polycis-polyprenyl diphosphate synthase [(2E,6E)-farnesyl diphosphate specific] activity. Bases 168 to 932 code for a protein of 254 amino acids. NCBI's taxonomy places the organism in Eukaryota, Metazoa, Arthropoda, Insecta, Lepidoptera, Nymphalidae. Gene Ontology annotation, cellular component: dehydrodolichyl diphosphate synthase complex; endoplasmic reticulum membrane. The transcript has 2 exons.